Pygoscelis adeliae (Adelie penguin) is the source of this 1863-nucleotide messenger RNA. It is a transcript of the gene KLHL32, whose product is annotated as kelch-like family member 32. Gene Ontology annotation, molecular function: protein binding. Lineage: Eukaryota; Metazoa; Chordata; Aves; Sphenisciformes; Spheniscidae. The transcript has 10 exons. The record is from RefSeq and is a predicted model, not a curated record. The coding region runs from base 1 to 1863 and encodes 620 amino acids.
AUGCCAUCUGAGAGGUGCCUGAGCAUUCAGGAAAUGCUGACAGGUCAGAGGCUUUGUCAGUCCAGCUCCCAUAAUGAUGCUGUCCUGGCAGCCCUGAACCAACAAAGAAGUGAUGGCAUACUUUGUGAUAUCACGCUUAUUGCUGAAGAGCAGAAAUUCCAUGCACAUAAAGCAGUCCUGGCAGCCUGCAGUGACUACUUCCGAGCAAUGUUCAGUCUCUGCAUGGUUGAAAGCGAAGCUGAUGAGGUGAAUUUGCAUGGUGUCACAAGCCUCGGUUUAAAACAAGCCCUGGACUUUGCAUAUACUGGACAGAUCCUCUUGGAACCAGGGGUGAUACAGGAUGUCCUAGCAGCUGGGAGUCAUUUGCAGCUGCUGGAGCUUCUCAGUUUAUGUUCUCACUAUCUCAUUCAGGAAUUAAAUAGUUUCAAUUACUUGGACCUGUAUAAACUUGCGGACCUCUUCAACCUCACUUUGUUGGAGAAUGCAGUGGUUGACUUCUUAGUAAAACAUCUCUCUGAGCUAUUGAAGAGUCAUCCUGAAGAAGUUCUGGCACUCCCAUACUGUCUCCUUCGAGAGGUUUUUAAAAGCGAUAGACUCACUUCACUCAGUGAAGAACAAAUCUGGCAGCUGGCUGUGAGGUGGUUGGAACACAACUGCCGCUACCAGUACAUGGAUGAACUUCUCCAGUAUGUCCGCUUUGGCCUUAUGGAUGUGGAUACACUGCAUACCGUAGCUCUUUCUCAUCCUCUUGUCCAAGCUAAUGAAACUGCGACAGCACUUAUUAAUGAGGCCUUGGCUUACCACCAGAGCGUCUAUGCACAGCCAGUUUGGCAAACCAGAAGGACAAAACCUCGCUUCCAGUCAGACACUCUUUACAUUAUUGGUGGGAAAAAACGUGAAAUCUGUAAAGUGAAGGAAUUGCGAUACUUCAAUCCGGUAGAUCAAGAGAACGUUCAUAUCGCAGGGAUUGCAAACUGGAGCGAGCUAGCGCCUAUGCCUGUAGGGAGAAGCCACCACUGUGUUGCUGUCAUGGGAGACUUUCUUUUUGUAGCUGGUGGAGAGGCGGAGCACUCCACAGGGCGCACUUGUGCGGUGAGAACUGCCUGUCGGUACGACCCCCGCACUAACUCUUGGGCUGAGAUAGCUCCAAUGAAGAACUGUCGGGAACACUUUGUACUGGGAGCAGUGGAUGAGUACCUCUAUGCAGCAGGGGGCAGGAAUGAAUUGCGUCAGGUGUUACCUACAGUGGAACGCUAUUGCCCCAAGAAGAACAAGUGGACCUUUGUACAGUCCUUUGAUCGAUCGCUCUCAUGCCAUGCAGGAUAUGUGGUGGAUGGUCUUCUUUGGAUAUCAGGAGGAGUAACAAACACUGCACAGUAUCAAAACAGGCUCAUGGUCUAUGAUCCGAAGCAGAAUAAGUGGUUAAGCCGUAGCCCGAUGUUGCAGAGGAGAGUGUAUCACUCCAUGGCUGCUGUCCAAAGGAAACUUUAUGUGUUAGGUGGGAAUGAUCUGGACUACAACAAUGAUCGGAUCCUGGUUCGGCACAUAGACUCCUACAGCAUAGAUGCUGACCAAUGGACGCGCUGCAGCUUCAACAUGUUGACAGGUCAAAAUGAGUCUGGAGUCGCCGUCCACAAUGGUAGAAUAUAUUUAGUUGGCGGCUAUUCGAUUUGGACAAAUGAGCCUUUGGCAUGUAUCCAGGUGCUGGAUGUUAGCAAGGAAGGGAAGGAAGAAGUGUUCUAUGGGCCUACGCUCCCCUUCGCUUCCAACGGAAUAGCAGCAUGCUUUCUUCCAGCUCCUUAUUUCACGUGCCCCAACCUUCAGACUCUGCAAGUGCCUCACCACAGGAUCGGCACAAUGUGA